Messenger RNA from Micropterus salmoides (largemouth bass), 1382 nucleotides. Its product is annotated as ermin-like. The coding region runs from base 247 to 1233 and encodes 328 amino acids. The transcript has 2 exons. The record is from RefSeq and is a predicted model, not a curated record. Lineage: Eukaryota; Metazoa; Chordata; Actinopteri; Centrarchiformes; Centrarchidae. Gene Ontology annotation, molecular function: actin filament binding. Gene Ontology annotation, biological process: regulation of cell shape; actin filament organization.
UGGUACUCGCACUAGAGAGUUUAGAGGCCGUCUGCAAAGACUGAGAGUGAAAUGCAGUGUGGAUUCUUUCUUCGCUCUUUGACAAUGUAGAAUAGGAACAAGUAUUUCGGGAGCACACUUGGACCGCUGGAGCAGACGAUAUGAGAAUGCAAAGUCUGAGGUUGCAUGAAUUUUGACUCAACAAACAAUCUGUGAGAUUGGAGCUUAACAAUUUUCAUUAUCCCAGGGGAACAAAAAAACAGACUGAUGGAGACGGAGACGAGCACAAAGCCUCCAAAGGCCUCGAGGCUCACAGCAGAAGAUGAUGCACUAGCAUCCCAGGUACUGGAGAUCAUUGGAGGGAUCACUCUUCAGGCACUCCAGUCCAUGGAGGAACCUGAAGAAAGAGAUGGAUGGUCAAUGGAGGAGGGAGAUGACUCCGUGUUCUACAGUGAUGAGGACCAAGCUCAUCAGGACAUAAAAGCAAACACAUCUUGUGAUUUUGGUGCCAGUGUGUGGGAGCAUCUCGUCAACAGCGUGGCAGCUGAUGAACCAAUCCCACAGAGGGGGGACGAUCCGGGAGAAGAAUCCAUUACUGACAGAGAAAAGUCAGAGAUGGCAAAGGAAGUGACUCGGCAUGUCGUUGUGACUGAAGAAGAGGACCGCCAAGAGCUCCAGAUGCCGAAAACUGAACCUAUGGAUCAGUCCAAUCCUGCAGAUCCAGGAGCACCGUCUAAUCUAACUCCAGAGAAGUCAGUGAGCACCUGCGGACAAUCUAUGCAACUAAACUGCACAAUGGCAGACAUGCAAACACAGCCUGAGCAAAAUAUAUCAGCAGAAAAAACCAAUCCACCAGUUGAGGAGGAAGAAGCGGUGCUAGAUGCACAGACAUUAAUCCUUGAAUCCUUUGAUGUAACUAAUGAGGAGAGUUACACAAGGCUGCACAGUGAGGCAGAAGUCCCAGAGCAGAUUUCUUGUGCCGACCUCCAGGUAUCACGUGACAGGCAGCUUCAGAUGGAGCAGGAGCCAGAGCAGGAGCGCCACCUUCACAUCGCUGUGGGGUUUGAUCAAAACCCCGGCACAGGCUACUCCACUCUGCCUCUGCCAGAAAAAUCUGGUCACGGCGACGGCCACCAGAAAUCCUACGACCACCUCACUUCCUCCAAAUACAGCACCGUAUCCUAUCGCAAGAUCCGCAGAGGCAACACCCGCCAGAAGAUAGAGGAGUUUGAGUACAUGCUAAUGAAUUUGUAGAGAAGAUGGGUUCAAUGCCCCCUUAAGGAAAAUAAAAACAGCUGGACAUGACACCUAACAAAUAAAUGAGCAUUAAAUGAGACUGACAAAAUAUGGUACACAGCGUACAUUUAUUUGCUCUAAAAUGUACUUGUAUAUCAUAUUGAAAU